AUGAAGCAUACAAUACUAAGCGCAGUCAUCCUCCUCCCCCUUGCCUACAGCAGAACCGCCAAAGAGCUAUGUCGCGGUACCGCUGAACUAUCCUCUGAUGGCAACUGGUACUGUUCUGAGGUCUGGGCCAUCACCUACCGCAACAUCAGCCAGCCUGGUGCCUACAAUCGGACCACUACAGUCGAUCCAAAGACUGGUAUCUGUGGUCAUGAACGUGUCGACUAUCCUAGCGCAGGACCACUGACACCAUUGUUCGGACAACAUCCAGAUGGACAGCCCUUCGAGAUCCCUUCACCCUCAUCAUCAUCAUCGCAAGACACAUUACCAGUGUCCCAGCGUCCAGACGGACAGCUCUUCGAUUCCCCUUCGCCCUCACCGUCAUCAACACAAGACAUAUUACCGGUGUCGCAGCUGCCAGAUGGACAACCUAUUCAAUUCCCCUCGCCCUCGCCAUCAUCGAUGCAAGGCAUAUUGACGGUGUCUCAGCGCCCAGAUGGACAGCCUAUCGUACCCUCGCCUUCACCUUCUACCCCACAAGAGACGCUACCAGUAUCGCAGCGACCGGAUGGACAGCCUUUUGACAUCCCUUCGCCCUCACCGUCACCUCCACAAAACCCAUUACCAGUAUCACAGCGUCCAGAUGGACAACCUUUUGACAUCCCUUCGCCCUCGCCAUCGCCCAUUUCGAAGAGGCAGGGUUCAGAUUGGAAGCGGAUAGCAUACUACACGUCUACAUCACCGGCUCAAGCCACCGGGCUCAGCUUCAUGGCCAACCUGGGUGAUCCCCAAAAGUCUGGUACUUUUGACUAG
Molecule: messenger RNA, 810 nt
Organism: Alternaria hordeiaustralica
Lineage: Eukaryota; Fungi; Ascomycota; Dothideomycetes; Pleosporales; Pleosporaceae
Exons: 2
Coding region: 1-810 (269 amino acids)
Source: RefSeq, a predicted model, not a curated record